Ananas comosus (pineapple) is the source of this 4820-nucleotide messenger RNA. RefSeq lists its product as uncharacterized. Gene Ontology annotation, molecular function: nucleic acid binding; zinc ion binding. The record is from RefSeq and is a predicted model, not a curated record. The coding region runs from base 1483 to 4035 and encodes 850 amino acids. The transcript is spliced from 2 exons. Lineage: Eukaryota; Viridiplantae; Streptophyta; Magnoliopsida; Poales; Bromeliaceae.
GAACGUCCCUUUCUACGCUCGCCGUGGCUGCCGAAAAAGGGGCCGAAGAGGGGAAGAAAGGAAGACAUUGGGAGGUUCCAGAGACAAAAUUUAGCACAUCUUUUUUUAAAAAACAUACUGUAUCUGAACAUUUUAAUUUCAAGAGUAAUCAAUUACCUUUUUUUUCUGGAAAAGGCCCAUAAACUUGGUUAGUAUCUAUUAAAUUUCAAAACUUCACCUUUAUGCUUCUUCAAUUCUCAGGUGUGCAUUUGCUUCUCCCCAAAAGGAUACUAUUUUACUUAUGUAUCUUAAUGUUCCAUUUUAUGUGUUUUUUGAGACCAAAAUCACGGUCUAUUCGUUGAAAAUGUACUGGGUCCGGGUUCAACAGUGCGCCAACCACGGAGAUCAGCGGCCCUGCCGAGAUCAAUCGUAAAUAACACUUUGAAUGGUGUCAUGUCGUGGAGCACAAUUCCUGCGUGCAGCCGCCGUGAUGGACCAAAAUUGGUACUCUUACUACCUUCUUCCCCGUUGACUCUGCAUUUCAUGGUACGAAUUUAAACCUUAUUUGGCACAGAUUACGGCUUUUCAAUUUGUCGGCUGAUACUCUGUGUUGCAUGGGUUCAGCUCAGGUUUAGGGGUCAAGUUUUAGAUUUUCUAGGAAUAGCAUAAAAGUGGUCAGCUUUUAUCACUCCAUUGUUGUUUUGAAAAGGAUUAUUUUAGGAGAUAAGAGAACAAUCAUAAAAUUGGAUACAGAAGUUUUAAGGAAAAUCUAUUGAUUUGUUUUGUAAGAAACCCAUGUCCACUUCUAGAUUUUAUAUAGAACACAUUUGAUAAGUUAGAUUUCAAUUUUAAAACUUUUAUCACACAUUUUUAGAGGUGUGGAGUAUACGAUGUAUAUUUUUUACACACCUGGAAUUCUCUUCCUAUAGUAGGCCUAGGCCCAAUGGCCUCUGUGAAUGAAGUGUAAUAUUUAUCAUAACAAGGGCCCCGACUAUUAGGCCCUGUUUGGCCAAGCUAUUUAAAAGUGAUUUUUAGCUGAAAAUCACUUUUAGGUCCAAUAGAGUGUUUGGUAAAGGUAUUUUAAAAAUCUGAUUCUGCUUUCUACAAGUUGAAAACUGAUUCUUCAACUCCCAAAAGCAAAAGCUAAAAAAACCUGCUUUUCAAAACAGACUCUCGUACAAGCUGAAACCCACUUAAAUUUUUUUAUGAAAAUACCGGAAUUAUCCUUAAACAAUCAACACAAUUCUUUCAUGUCCUUUUAUAAUUAUAAUACUAUCUCUCCCAUUACUCUUUCCCAUUACUCACAGCCAUCUACUCUCAAAAAAAAAAAAAAAAAAAACACUCCUCUCCUCUCUUCUUCAUCUAAUCACUUUUCUCUCCUCUCUUCUUCAUCUCUCUCCCCUUAUCCUCUCCGGCGACGUCUUUUUCUGCCAGCGAGUUUUUUCUCCGGCGAGUCUCCGACGAAUUUUUUUCCGACGAACCUCCAAGGGUUUUUAUUUUAGAAUGAGAGGGAGCUGGAGAUGGUCAGGGAGAAGGAGAGGGAGCUGGAGAUGGACCUCAACGUGCUCCUCCCCACAACUGAAUGGGUACAAGCUUGGGUGCAUUGAAGACGUGGCUGCUGCGAGACUGGGUGCUAACAACGGUACUCCUAGCAUCGACAAACCAAAGAUUGACAGGCGGGGGAAGAGGGUCGUAAAAAGGGUAGCUUGGGCGGAUGAAGUAGGUGGAACUUUAUUAUCGAUCCGGGAGUUCCAAGAGGAGUCCGAGCUGACACCAACUGGGGUAGGGAAGGGCAGGGUUCGAGAACUGGGGAGAGAAGUUAAUGUCAAGACUUUGAGAGAGAAGAUAGGCAUAUCUUUCCAGGGAUUCGAUAAGAAAGGUAGAGGCAGGGUUGCGGGUGACAGCGGUAGCUCUGCAUUUACUGUGGGUCGCUCUUAUAAGGAGGCUCUGCUCAGGGACAUCAGCACUCUACCACCCAAGACCCCACCCACCCCUUGGCUCUCCGGGGAUCGGCGAAGUAAGCAACGUUUCGAACGUAGCAGCAACUCCAGAAGGUGUUUCAGGUGCUUGGCUUCGGACCACCUCAUCGGGGAGUGUCGCGACCCGGUUAAGUGCCUUCGGUGUCGCAAAACCGGCCAUCGGGCUUUCGACUGCAGGGAGCCAGACUCUCGAAGUAAGGUCAGUAUGAAUAGGGCCUUUCGCCAGCGUGAGCGAGUUCCGAAGGUGUACGUUCCGUAUACGGAGGAGUAUCUAAGAAGGAGAGAGUAUCGCCGGAACGCGGUGCUUGCGGAUGUCAUCCCACCGGCCAACUUGGGUUCGGACCCCCUACAAACCAUUGCGAGCGCUUUGGCUCGUCGUUUCGGCGGAUACACGCAGGACUUCGCUGUCGCUCGAUAUCGUGAUCGAGACUACGCUAUCUUCCUUCCGGAAUGGGUUUCUGCGGAAGUGCUGGCUCGAAGGGAGGUCCUCACCCUUGAUGGGUUCUGGAUCAGAUGCUAUGAGUGGGGACAGUACCGGACUGCGAGACCACACAGAGUCUGCUUUAAGGCUUGGAUCCGGCUCAUCAAUUUACCGUUCGAGUGUUGGACGGUCGCUCGUGUCGCCGCUCUAGUGGGAGGGUUCGGUCGGUUCAUCAAAGCUGACGAUACAACCAAGGCGAUGACCGACCUCCGCGCGUUUCGGUGCCAGAUCAACCUUGAUUCUCUCCGGGAAAUCCCUCAGAAUUUAUCUAUUGUGCUGGGAGAGGAGAUCUUCUCAGUGAUGGUGCAUCUGGAGAGUUGGGAGCGGGUCGCGGCUGGCAAUGGAGGCGAACCGCCGGCACCUCCAAGAGACGGGGCUGAGAUGGGGAACCAGGACCCUGGUCCUGGUGACAGGAGGGGUCGCGCCCAGGGUAACAACGGCCAAGUUCGGGCGGACGAGGAAAUGGGAGAAGGGGCCGGGGAACUCGUCGACGCCGGUUCGGUGAAUUCUGUUAACAGGGUCCUGUCGGCUUCGUCGCUUCCGCGAAUAUCGGGCAGCACGUUACCUUGGACGGCGUACGGAUCUCACCGGAGCAGAUCUCACCGGAGCACGCCCGAGGACGGAGGGGGAGCGGUCCGUUGGGUGGAGCGUCUCGGCACAGUGCGCGAGGCCGCUGCUCCGAAACCCGAGACUCGCGAGGCCGUUGCUCCGAAACCCAAGACUCGCUCUGGGAAGGUCGCUGCCCCGCUGUUGGAGCAGGCGGCGCGGCGCCACCUUGUCCCCUUCCCCAAGAUCUCCUUCCCUGCGCAAUUGAUCUCGGACCCGCCUCGAGCCUCGUGCAGAAAAUCAAUGAUGGCGUCGAGACAGGAUGGCGGCAAGGCAUUUAUUGGGUUUGGUCAACUCUCGGGGAUUACCAAACCCAUAUUGCUUUUCUUUUGGUGGUCAGGGUCUCACGUGAUGCUACUCAAGUUGGGGGGAAGCCCUGUAGCUCUUUUUGGACCGACCUUCAGGGCCCAACUACCGAAUCCAUUCUGGGCUUCACUUUUGGGGCCGGUUGCGGGCGUCGUGUCCUCUCUCCACCUUUCUGGUGGCCUGUCGCUGCGAGCCACGGUGGGAUCUACUGGGAGUCGAUUAACCCAGCGGACAGGCCUGUCCGACACAAUUGACGCGGGUGGGGUUUUAUUUCAGGAAGCUAUGAGUGGUGUAAGCAACAGGUUUUCUGAAGAUCUCGAGGAUGCCCUGUUGAUGGAGAGGGAUGGUACGACGCACAGUCUUUCCUAUCCCAACGAUGCCACUGUUGAGGAUCCGCCGGUAUGGUCGCGUGAUGUUGUGGUGGCGGGUAAACUCGAUAGAGGGAUCGGUAGCAAUUGUGGGAUCGGGGACGGCCCGCGUACCAGCGCACGCCUCGCGACAAGGGAGAAGGGGUCCAUUCUUUCCAAAGCUAUUUCCAGGAAGGCAAGACUGAGGGGUGGUGGCGCUAUUUUCGUGGACGAGCUAUCUCCUAGGAAGAUAAUUCAGAAAAGUCGGCUGUGCGGAGUGAUUUUGGAUGGAACUGAGGCAGCUCACCUUGCCCAGUUCAUGAAAGAUUGUGCCUAAGUGGGCCGCGUGGUGUGUAGGGAGUGGACACCUUUUGGGUCUUUUUUGGGGGUUGGUGUCUCUUGUUUGUGAUGUUAAGGGUUUUAUGUUGGAAUGUUAGAGGGCUUAAUGACCCUUCUAAACGUUUUGUGGUUAGGGAUGUAAUUUCGAAGGUUCGUAAUGUUAUUGUGUGUCUCCAAGAAUCGAAAGUUAACCACGUUUCUGGGUCUUUCCUUCGUAGCUUCGCCGGAUCUUUUCUUGACAAACGUGUCUAUAUCGAAGCCAACGGGGCCUCGGGGGGUUUGAUUACUUGCUGGAGCUCCCGCAUUUUCUCCUGCCAGGAAGUUAUUGUUCGCCGCUAUUCCAUUACUGUCCUUUUAACUCUGCUUAGUAACGGUGCUAGACUCUUCGUGACUAAUGUUUAUGGACCGGCCACCUGGGAUGGAAAGGAGGAAUUUUACUCGGAAUUGUUGCACUUGAAAGGUAGUUGUAAAGGGAAGUGGCUGCUAUGUGGGGAUUUUAAUAGCACGCGAGGCCAAGAAGAGCGACAAGGGAAGACAUGGAGUGCGCGAGCAACUGAGUUAUUCAACACACUAAUUAGGGACCUGGAACUCCUUGACCUCCCUAUGUCUAACCAAAAUUUUACUUGGUCCAAUAUGCAACGAAGCCCGUCGCUUGCUAAACUGGACCGCUUUCUUGUCUCGACAGAUUGGGACCAGGAUUUUCCCCUGUCGAAGGUCAGCGCUCUCCCAAGAGUGACUUCGGACCACUGCCCCAUUCUACUCUCAAUUGACAGAGACAGCCCC